GGCAGAGCAGCACUGCCGUCAGCCGGGGCCUGUGCCCCGCCCCCGCGGCCGCCAGCCGCCGCGAGCCUCCAAGAGCUGGGAUGGCGCGGCCGGUGAGGAGGAACAAGAAAGUCAUUGAUUAUUCUCAAUUUGGGGAUUUGGAAGAUGAUGAUGAAGACUUUGCUUGUAUAGCUGCACCUUCAAGCAAAAAAUCCAGAACACAGCUCAGGGACACAAAGAAAGAGAAAAAAGAGAAGCAAAAAAAGCCUCAGAAAGAAUUGACUCCAUCACAAAAGCAGACACCUAGCAAAAGGAUAUCCUUGGAUGACAAACUUUAUCAAAGAGAUUUGGAAGUUGCCUUAGCCUUAUCCAUCAAAGAAAAACCUGCAGAUAUCCUCAAGCUGCAAAACUCAGAAGAAAAAGAUCUCAAUCGGAUUAUUAAUGAUGAUGCACCUAGGGGUGAGAGAAGGGAAAGGACAGCAGCAUCUAAAGUUCCAGCAGAUCAGAAGGUACUAACUGUUGACAGUGAUGAUGGAGAGUGUGCAACUGACUCUGAGCCCGAGUCUGUACCCAGUGAGGAGUCAGAAGAAGAUUCAGAUUAUAGUGAAAGUGAUGAUGAAGACUUUGCUAUGGACAAGAAGAAAGGCAAAGGAAGUAAAAAUACCAGACAAAAGAUGCCAGCUGAAAGAGAGAAGAAAACUUUGAACUCCAAGAUUAGUAUUACGGUUUCACCUGUAGUUUCUCCUUCUCCGAUAACGGAACAAAAAUUUGAGCCAGCACAAAAGGUGACAUCAAGUUGUUCAGAAGCAAUUGGGAGGCCUCUACAUACAUCGAGUCCUGUAACAGAAAAGAAGCCUAAAUGGAUACCACCAGCUGCAUCAGGAAGCAGUAAUAACUCUAUGAAAUAUGUUUCAGUUAAGGCACCUACUCAGUGUCUUAGACUCGGCCUCUCCAGACUAGCAAGAGUCAAACCGCUGCAUCCCAGUGCUGCCAGCAGUUAAGUGGUUGGUAACAAGAUGCCAUGUAAAGGAAAAGACUUUGGAAAGUGUUUUGUUUAUAAAUAGAGGGUGGGCAGCAAAAUGACAUAAUCUGUUUUGGUGGACUUGUUUAUGUACAUGUCUAAUACUAUAAUGAGUUUUUAUUUUGCUAAAUGCUGGGCAUCCUUAAGUCUACUCAAUAAUAAUAUUAUUUAAUCAAGUUGACAUCUGACAUCAGCAGUUCUUUGCUGGUUUAUACUGAGAGAUGUGGUUAUGUGAUAAUUUUAACUCUCUAACAUCUAAACUCUUGGCAUUAAAAUAGCCUAGACAGCACUAUUACAGUUACAGAAUUUGAUAUCUUAAAUGGGUUCUUAACACAAGUGAAAGUCACAGCUUAAAAAAUAUUUCCACCCCCUUCUUGGAAAGUUUGUCACCCCACCUCAAAAUCUGUCAAUAUUUGCAUGUCUUAUUUGUGGAUUUUAAUGAUUUUUUUUCUUUACUGUAUUGUAGAUAUAAAUAUUUUUUAGAAUGUUGUAUUUUUAAAAAACCCUCA
This is a messenger RNA of Colius striatus (speckled mousebird), 1509 nucleotides long. It is a transcript of the gene RAD51AP1, whose product is annotated as RAD51 associated protein 1. The transcript has 8 exons. Gene Ontology annotation, molecular function: single-stranded DNA binding; double-stranded DNA binding. Gene Ontology annotation, biological process: double-strand break repair via homologous recombination; interstrand cross-link repair. Bases 81 to 980 code for a protein of 299 amino acids. The record is from RefSeq and is a predicted model, not a curated record. NCBI's taxonomy places the organism in Eukaryota, Metazoa, Chordata, Aves, Coliiformes, Coliidae.